Messenger RNA from Colletotrichum destructivum, 1719 nucleotides. Its product is annotated as Putative major facilitator superfamily, MFS transporter superfamily. Gene Ontology annotation, cellular component: plasma membrane. The record is from RefSeq and is a predicted model, not a curated record. The transcript is spliced from 3 exons. Gene Ontology annotation, biological process: transmembrane transport. Gene Ontology annotation, molecular function: transmembrane transporter activity. Lineage: Eukaryota; Fungi; Ascomycota; Sordariomycetes; Glomerellales; Glomerellaceae. Bases 1 to 1719 code for a protein of 572 amino acids.
AUGACCGCUCAGCCCGAGGCUCAGCCCCAGGCCGGCAUGCUGCUGGAGAAGGCAGAUCCACCCGACUCUUCCUCCAACAAGGGUCCUCUCUCAGGGGACACCACCGACAACGAGCGGGCCAAAGAACCUGCCUCCUCAGGGCCCGUACGUACAGUAACCGGGCUCAAGUGGUACCUCAUCGUCUUCGCCAUUCUCUCGUCGACGUUCCUCUUCGCUCUCGACAACACCGUCGUCGCGGACGUGCAGCCGCAGAUUGUCCUGCAGUUCGACGCCAUCGAGGACAUUGCAUGGCUGGCCGUCGCUUUCAUCAUGGUCUCGACGGCCGUGAACCUCCUCUUCGGCCAGCUGUACUCGCACCUCAAGCCCAAGUGGUUGUACAUCGGGAGCGUCGUCGUCUUCGAGAUUGGCAGCGCGCUCUGCGGUGCGGCGCCGAACAUGGACAGCCUCAUCGUCGGGCGGGCGCUGUGUGGACUCGGCGGCGUCGGCAUGUACCUCGGCGUCAUGGUCCUCAUCGCCGCGACGACGACGAUCCAGGAGCGGCCGAUGUAUCUGGCAUCCAUCGGGCUGACCUGGGGCCUCGGCACGAUUCUUGGACCCUUGGUCGGGGGAGCGUUCGCCGACUCGGAUGCAACAUGGCGGUGGGCCUUUUACAUCAACCUCCCGAUCGGCGCUCUUGCGGCACCGGUUUAUAUCUUCAUGCUGCCGUCUCCGGAUCCGCAGCCCGGCGCAUCCAUCGUCAAACGGUUGGCCGAGGUCGACUGGGUCGGCGCCGUGCUCAUGCUCGGCGCUAUCGUCACCUUCACCAUGGCCAUCAGCUUCGGGGGCGUCAUGUAUGAGUGGGACUCCGGCUCGGAGAUCGCCCUCUUCGUCGUCGCCGGAGUCUUGUUCGUCGUCUUCGGCGUCCAGCAGGCGUAUUCCAUCGGCACGACCGUGGAGCGCCGCAUCUUCCCGGUCGAACUGAUCAGUUCCCGUAAGUACUACCGCACGAUGGUGCUGAUGUUCUGCGUGACCGCCUCGGGGGGUUGCGCAAUCUUUAUCCCGGUGUACUUCAUCCCGGUCUUCUUCCAGUUUUCGCGGGGCGACAGCGCCAUCGACGCCGCCGUGCGCCUGCUGCCGUUCAUCUUGGUCAUGGUUACAGUCACGCUCGCGCAGGGCGGCAUGCUGUCGCACCCGUCGGGCAGGUUCGGGCUGUACAUGCCGUGGUUCACCGUCGGCGGCAUCAUCACGGUGGUCGCCGCCAGCCUCAUGUACGUCGUUGAAACCGACACUAGCACGGCGUGGGUCUACGGGGCCUCGGCCAUGCUCGGCGCCGGGGUUGGCACGUACACGCAGGCGGGGUUCUCCAUCUCGCAGGCCAGCGUGCCGGAGCACAUGGCGGCCGUCGCGGCGUCGCUGAUGGCGCUGGCGCAGACGGGCGGGAUCAACAUCGCCCUGGCCGUCGGCAACGCCGUGUUCCUUAACAGGGCCGAGACCCGGCUUGCCGAGAUCCUCCCCGACACUGUCACGGAGGACCAGAUCCAUCUUGCGAUUGCGGGUGUCGGGGCGGAGUUCGUCACGACGCUGCCGCCGCAGAUGCAGCAGGAGAUUCUCGAAGCCAUUGUCGAGGCCCUAAACCUUCCUUACAUCUUGGUUAUCACUGCCGGAAGCCUUGUGCUGGUUUGCAGUGUGUUGAUGAAGAGGGAACGCUUGUUCAUGACGGCGGCUGCUGGGGGUGCUUGA